AUGUCUGAACAUCCGGCACAUUACUCUGGCGAAUUCCACGCUCGCAAGCCUCCAUCCGAGCCCAUGAUGAAAGGAGGACAUCAACCGGGAAUCAAAGUCGGCAACGACCGCCUCCCAGAAUCCCACCUCGAAACAUUCCCUCCAGGAACCGCUCCCCCCGAAUCAUCCUUCCGCCCCAAUCCCACAUCAGAAAUCCCAGGCCAAGCCAACAACCCCGAAAUCGACUCCUCUGGCCGAAGUGAUCCUCUCGACUUCCCCGGCGCCACAUCAAAAGACGUAAGCAACAGCUACGGCCGUCCCAUGCAGGGCCUCGAAGGCCGCGAAGUAGCCUCACAGUUACCGGGCAAGAAACACACCGGCACGCGAGAGCAUCCACACGGCCAUAAGGAAGCGGGAGCGGGAUUAGGAGCCAUUGCGGCAAAUGUCAACAAGAGUGAUCCCGUGAGAGAGCAUGGAUGGGACUUGCCCGAGGGCGUGGAGAAGGGCACGAGGGGCAAGGUUGGUGAGAGCUUGGCUGGGGCGGAGGGGGUAGAGCCCGUGAAGGCGGAUGAGGUUGCUUCGGAGAGGUUCUAA
Molecule: messenger RNA, 573 nt
Organism: Trichoderma breve
Lineage: Eukaryota; Fungi; Ascomycota; Sordariomycetes; Hypocreales; Hypocreaceae
Exons: 2
Coding region: 1-573 (190 amino acids)
Source: RefSeq, a predicted model, not a curated record